Cebus imitator (Panamanian white-faced capuchin) is the source of this 2979-nucleotide messenger RNA. RefSeq names its product nuclear cap binding subunit 3 (gene NCBP3). Gene Ontology annotation, cellular component: nucleus; cytosol. Bases 51 to 1976 code for a protein of 641 amino acids. Lineage: Eukaryota; Metazoa; Chordata; Mammalia; Primates; Cebidae. Gene Ontology annotation, molecular function: RNA 7-methylguanosine cap binding; mRNA binding. The transcript has 15 exons. The record is from RefSeq and is a predicted model, not a curated record.
GCCGGCGGCCGUGAGGGGCGGGCUCUCGGUGCUGCGGCCGGCAGGCAGCGAUGGCGGCCGUGCGGGGCCUGCGGGUGUCGGUGAAGGCAGAGGCCCCGGCGGGGCCGGCCCUCGGGCUCCCGUCCCCUGAGGCGGAGUCCGGCGUAGACCGUGGCGAGCCGGAGCCCAUGGAGGUGGAGGAGGGCGAGCUGGAGAUCGUGCCGGUGCGGCGCUCGCUGAAGGAAUUGAUCCCGGACACAAGCAGAAGAUACGAAAACAAGGCUGGCAGCUUCAUCACCGGGAUUGAUGUCACCUCCAAGGAAGCAAUUGAAAAGAAAGAACAGCGAGCCAAGCGCUUCCAUUUUCGAUCAGAAGUAAACCUUGCCCAAAGAAAUGUAGCCUUGGACCGAGACAUGAUGAAGAAAGCAAUCCCCAAAGUGAGACUGGAGACAAUCUAUAUUUGUGGAGUAGAUGAGAUGAGCACCCAGGAUGUCUUUUCCUAUUUUAAAGAAUACCCUCCAGCUCACAUCGAAUGGUUGGAUGAUACCUCCUGUAAUGUAGUUUGGCUGGAUGAAAUGACAGCUACACGAGCCCUUAUCAAUAUGAGCUCUCUGCCUGCACAGGAUAAGAUAAGAAGCAGGGAUGCCAGUGAGGACAAGGCAUCUGAGAAAAGUAAAAAAGACAAGCAGGAAGACAGUUCAGAUGAUGAUGAAGCUGAAGAAGGAGAGGUUGAAGACGAGAACGCAAGUGAUGUAGAGUUGGACACGUUGUCUCAGGUAGAAGAGGAGUCUUUGUUAAGAAACGAUCUUCGUCCAGCUAACAAACUUGCUAAAGGAAAUAGGUUAUUCAUGAGAUUUGCCACAAAAGAUGACAAAAAGGAACUUGGAGCAGCCAGAAGAAGUCAGUAUUACAUGAAAUACGGGAAUCCAAAUUACGGAGGCAUGAAAGGAAUUCUUAGCAAUUCAUGGAAGCGAAGAUAUCAUUCCCGUCGUAUUCAGCGGGACGUGAUCAAGAAGAGAGCCCUGAUUGGGGAUGACGUUGGCUUGACGUCGUAUAAACAUCGGCAUUCUGGUAGUUGCCUGCUCAGCUCUUGGGAAAGACUAGUGAAUGUGCCUGAGGAACCCAUUGAAGAGGAGGAGGAGGAGGAGGAAGAGGAGGAGGAGGAGGAGGAGGAAGACCAGGACAUGGAUGCAGAUGACAGAGUGGUGGUGGAGUACCACGAGGAGCUCCCGGCUCUCAAGCAGUCCCGAGAGCGGAGCGCAUCCAGACGGUCCAGUGCCAGCAGCUCGGACUCAGACGAAAUGGACUAUGAUCUGGAACUUAAAAUGAUUUCCACUCCUUCCCCAAAGAAGAGCAUGAAAAUGACUAUGUAUGCUGAUGAAGUGGAAUCUCAGUUGAAAAACAUUAGGAACUCCAUGAGGGCAGAUAGUGUAUCUUCAAGCAAUAUCAAAAACCGAAUUGGUAACAAACCACCACCUGAGAAAUUUGCAGAUGUCCGACAUCUAUUAGAUGAAAAACGCCAGCACUCGCGUCCACGGCCACCAGUCAGCAACACUAAAUCAGAUAUACGCCAGCGGUUAGGAAAAAGACCGUAUUCUCCAGAAAAGGCUUUUAGUAGUAACCCAGUGGUUCGGAGAGAGCCCUCUUCUGAUGUUCAUAGCAGGCUAGGCGUUCCCAGGCAAGAUAUUAAAGGCCUCUACGCCGAUACUCGGGAGAGGAAAUCAGGUAAUUUAUGGACUCGCUUAGGAUCUGCACCCAAGACCAAAGAAAAGAAUACGAAGAAAGGGGAUCACAGGCCACCUGGCGCCGAGGAAGACGACUCCGAGCUGCAAAGGGCGUGGGGGGCUCUGAUUAAGGAGAAAGAGCAGUCUCGCCAAAAGAAGAGCCGCUGUUACCAGCACCCUUUUCCCAAGAAAAGUCAAUUCCCAGGUGCUUAUUGGACAUCCUUCGAGGGGGAAGAUGAGGGAAGCGGCCAGCUCACCCUUCCGGGGCCCUAGUGUGGGGGCGAAUCUCAUGGACCUGACCUCAGAGGUGCACCAGUGCCGCCAGGUAGAUAAGAGACGCAGCAUUGAUUGUGCUUCCGUUCCACCCUCGGGAUUGCUCAUGUUACAGGCCUCUUACUUGCUGUCAGCCUGAUGUGAAGAUCAAGUUCAGUGCUAUGGGAUUUUUAGGAACAAAAACCUGUGACUUCUGGAUUUGGGGUUGAUUUUUGUGCUAGGGGUGGGAUUAUGGGUUAAUGUUGAACAAUUUAUAAGUCUGUAUUACGUUUAAAACACGAAUGAUUUAAAAGUUUAAAUUUUUAAUUUUUAUAUGUGGAAAUUCUUCCUGUUGGCUAAAGGGGAAGCUCAAGUGGUGUCUCCUUUUGUUCUGUUAAAUAUAUAUUCUAUUCUUUGGAAGAAGGCAGAGAGGAGUCUUCUUAUUUUUAAAUGCUCCUAAUUGUAUAGUCUGUCUGUUGUACAUAGAGUUCAGCUUGCGUUUUGGCUACAGCAGGGAAAAAACUCCAUCCAUCCGAGAUGGGGUCCUGUUGUUUAUUAUCACUCUAGAAGUUAUACAUUGAUAUUUAUUCUUCCUGUCCCCCAGUUGUGGCACCCGAAGACUUCUUCAAAAUUGGCAGAUAAUAGUUAUAAAAAUUUUAGUUCGUGUAUUUUUAAACUCCUUUCAGAUUAUUUUUCCAUGAGGAGGAGGUAGAUUAUUUCGUCUUCCUGUCUGCUUUUUGUUUGGUAGUAUUUAAUUUUGGACUCCUCUGCAGUUUUAGGAAAUGGUGUUUGGCCUCGGUUUGCUGGACCAUGGGAGGCAGAGACGGUGAUAAGCCUGGUCGUGUUUGCGACAUCUCAGCUCUUAGCUGCCUGGGCUGUUCUGCACGUGGUGCAGCCGGGAUCCUGUCAGCCCUUGCUUGGCUGAGCUACUGGUCACACUGAUAGUUGAUUACUGUGGCGCGAAUGAAUGCCGCGCACUGUUGGUGAUAAAGGAAGUAAAGGGCUGUAAGAUUGGAGAGCUGCA